Molecule: messenger RNA, 1618 nt
Organism: Hibiscus syriacus
Lineage: Eukaryota; Viridiplantae; Streptophyta; Magnoliopsida; Malvales; Malvaceae
Product: ACT domain-containing protein ACR10-like
Exons: 6
Coding region: 205-1443 (412 amino acids)
Source: RefSeq, a predicted model, not a curated record
AGAAAGGCAAACCAGUAACUCUCUCAAACCAGUAACUCUCUCUCUCUCUACCUUUUAUGUUCCAUCUCCAUGACAGUACGGCUCAACAAAACAAAAACUCCUUAAAAUUUUUAAAACUAAGCAAAGUCAUAACACCACCACCAGGGAAUCAAAAAGGCAAAAUCUUCACUGUUUUUUUUUUUCAAGCUUUGAAGAAUAAAAGGCAUGGGUUUUCUGCAUGACGACGUGGUGAUUAUGAGGCAGGCGGAUAAAGAAGGAGAGCCGAGCAUCAUCACUGUAAAUUGCCCUGAUAAAACUGGUUUAGGCUGUGAUUUAUGCCGCAUCUUGCUCUUCUUCGGUCUUAACAUUGUCAGAGGAGAUGUAUCUACGGAUGGGAAAUGGUGUUAUAUAGUGUUUUGGGUGGUUUGUAAGCCAACAACUAGAUGGGAAUUGUUGAAGAAAAGACUAGCUGCAGCUUGCCCUUGUUGCUAUUCUACUUCUGGGAUUUCUUAUUACAGUUCUGAAUUGCAGUCUUCAAGGCCUCCUGAUGUAUUUCUCCUCAAGCUUCGCUGUUAUGAUAGAAAAGGCCUUUUACAUGAUGUGACACAAGUUUUGUGUAGUCUUGAAUUCAGUAUAGAGAAAGUGAAGGUCUCUACAACUCCGGACGGCACGGUGAUGGACCUGUUUUUCAUUACGGAUACCAGGGAACUAUUACAUACAAAAAAUAGGCAGGAGGAGACUUAUAAAGCGUUGGAAGAUGUUAUGCAGGACGCUAUAAUUAGCUUUAACGUCGAAAAGGUUGGACCCGAAAUUACUGCAUGUUCUCAAGCAUCUCCAUUUCUCCCACCUGCAAUAACCGAAGAUAUUUUCAACAUCGAGACGUCUAAUGAACUCCCGAGUGUAUCGCUUACGUGCAACGAUAUUUGUGUCACAAUAGACAACUCACUUAGCCCUGCUCACACUCUUGUUCAGAUCGUAUGUGGAGAACAUAAAGGUCUUCUAUAUGACAUAAUGAGAACUCUGAAGGAUUACAACAUUCAGAUCUCAUACGGACGCUUCUAUAUAAAACAAGGAAAGAAGUGCGAGAUCGACUUGUUUAUAAUGCAAGCUGAUGGGAAGAAGAUAGUUGAUCCCAGAAAGCAAAGUGCAUUGUCCUCACGUCUGAAGAUGGAGCUGCUCCAACCCCUCAGAGUAGCUGUAGUGAGCCGGGGUCCUGACACUGAGCUUCUAGUCGCAAACCCUGUAGAGUUAUCAAGCAAGGGCCGGCCUCUUGUUUUCUUCGACAUUACCCUUGCUCUAAAGAUGCUUAACACUUGCAUAUUCUCGGCAGAGAUUGGAAGACACAUGAUCGGAGAUCGAGAAUGGGAAGUUUACAGAGUUCUACUAGAUGAAGGGGCUAGCUUAUCCGUCCCAAGACGAAAGGUCGAGGAAGAAGUUUGGAAGCGGUUGAUGGGUUGGGAAUAACUAUGAUCACAAGAUAGCCCCUUCGUCUGCUGCCAUUGCUAGUGCUGCAGUACAUAUACUAUGUGCCUCCGCCGUGUGCAAUCGGUGUAAAUUAUUGAUCAGGUCAGUAAAAACUUUGAAGCUUCUGAGGCUAACCAUGUGAUAUAGGAACCUGUUGGUAGCAAGUAGACAAAGA